AUGUGGACAAGCUGGUCAGCUGCGAUCAGCUUAGCUGUUGCGGUGACGUAUGCGAGUCUUCCCGGCGCAUCAGUCGCCCAGGAUGCCUUCGACGCCAGAGCCCAGGCGAUUGUCGACAAGUUCACCGUUACGCAAGUGCUUGGACAGAUGACCCAAAUCGAAGUCAGCAAUGUCAUAAAUUCCACCACCAAGACGCUGAACGAGACCAGCGUCCGCGCCUACGCUCGACAGCACGUGGGGUCGUACUUCAGCUCGGUAUAUGCUGGACGCCAAGAAAGCGCCCCAUACGGGUGGAACGCUACUGAGUUCCGUGCCUUGAUCAAGCGUAUCCAAGAGAUCACCAUGGAGGAGAAUGGUGGGCACCCGAUGAUUUAUGGCAUCGACUCAGUGCACGGUGCCAACUACGUCGAAGCAGCCGUCUUGUUUCCGCAGCAGAUCAACAUGGGUGCGAGCUUCACUCCCGAGCUCGUGUACAAAGCAGGACAAAUCACUGCUCGCGACACGCAAGCUGCCGGUAUUCCGUGGAUCUUCGGACCAAUUCUGGAGAUCUCGUACAAUCCGUUGUGGUCCCGCACGUUCGAGACCUUCAGUGAGGACCCCUAUGUGGUGUCUGUGAUGGGUGACGCUAUUAUUCGCGGUCUGCAGAGCUACAACCAAACGGCAGCCUGCAUGAAGCACUUUAUCGGAUACUCCAGGACCGAGAGGGGCCACGACCGUGACAACACCCACAUCUCCGACUUCGAACUGCUCAACUACUACUUGCCGUCGUUCAAAGCAGCUGUAGACGCCGGUGUCAUGACGGCGAUGGAGAGUUUCACCUCGAUUAAUGGUGAGCCGGUCGUUGCCAGCUCUCGCAUCCUGAACGAUCUGCUUCGAACGGACCUCGGGUUCAAAGGCCUGCUCGUUACCGACUAUGCCGAGAUUAACAAUCUCAAGGACUGGCACCGGGUUGCCAAGACCUACGAUGAUGCUGUAGCUAUGGCGAUGAUGCAGACAUCGAUCGACAUGAGCAUGGUGCCGAACAACGCGAACUUCAUCAAUCAAACGCUGAAAAUGCUGGAGAAGCACCCGGAACAGGAAGCUCGUCUGCGAGAAUCGGCGAAGCGUGUUGUGACGACGAAGUUGAAGCUGGGCUUGUACGAGAACCCGAUCCCUGGUGAGCAGUACGUCUCGAUGGUGGGUAACGACGACGACGUGCAGACAGCGUUGGCAAUAGCUCGCGAAUCGGUUGUGCUCCUGAAGAAUGCGGAAAACGUCCUGCCACUGCCGAAGACAGCUUCCGUCUUUCUCACGGGUCAUUCUGCUGACAAUGUUGGCUACCAGUGCGGUGGAUGGAGCAAGGCGUGGCAAGGGUACUCGGGGAAUGCGAUGUUUCCCAAUGGCGUGAGCGUUCUCCAGGGCUUCGAAGGCCUUGUUGGUAACAGCUCGUUCACUUACUUUAACGGCUUGCAAGCGAACGGCAGUAUUUCGGACGCGGACUUGGCAACGGCUGUGAAGCAAGCUAGCGAGCACGAGUACACGGUUGCUGUGAUCGGUGAGGAAUCCUACACUGAAAAACCGGGAGACAUCAAUGACUUGGCACUACCUGCCGGUCAGGUGAGGUUCAUCGAGGCUCUCAGUAAGACGAGCACCAAGGUGAUCGUCGUGUUGUUUGAAGGCCGCCCUCGUCUACUUGGUUCGAUCCCUGAUAACUCGGUGGCCAUCAUUAACGGUAUGCUGGCUUGUGAGCUCGGUGGCAAGGCAAUGGCUGAGAUUAUCUUUGGUGACGUGAACCCGAGCGGUCGACUGCCGCUCACGUACCCGAAGGACCCUGCAAACAUUGCCAUUCCGUACAACCACCUCGUCAGUACGCGCUGUGCCAACGACAACUGCAAGAUGGAAUUUGACUUCGGAACGGGUCUCAGCUACACGCAGUUCAACUACACCGGUUUGAGUCUGGACACGACUCGGCUGACUAGUGCGUCCGCAACCGUCACUGCGACAGUGACGGUGACGAACGUGGGUGCCCGUGCCGGUAAGGAGACGGUGAUGUUGUUUGUGAUCCAACCGUACCGCCUGAUCUCAGUGCCGGAGGUAAAGCAGCUGAAGAAAUUCAAGAAGAUUGAGCUGCAGCCUGGUCAGUCGAUGGACGUCUCAUUCACGCUGACAACAGACGACUUGAGCGUGUAUGACCCGCAGAUCGGCAAAGGUUUGAAGCGCGUGUUCGAGGAUAGCGACUAUGUCGUGGCCAUCAAGCCCGAGACGAAUUGUGACGUGUACAACAACAUCACAAACCCGUUGUGUGCAGAGUUCAGCAUUGACACUAGCGGUGAACCAGCGCCCGUCGAGCCCAGCAAGGAAGCAGCGCCCGUCCCGACAAACACUGCGCCCGCCAACGCCAUCUUUGGUGCUUCGCCCGUCGUCAAUGAUGUGAUGCCUCUUGUGUAA
This is a messenger RNA of Peronospora matthiolae, 2427 nucleotides long. NCBI's taxonomy places the organism in Eukaryota, Oomycota, Peronosporomycetes, Peronosporales, Peronosporaceae. The record is from the annotation of a GenBank genome assembly.